Messenger RNA from Diospyros lotus (date-plum), 1501 nucleotides. Its product is annotated as transcription repressor OFP1-like. Gene Ontology annotation, molecular function: DNA binding. Gene Ontology annotation, biological process: negative regulation of DNA-templated transcription. The coding region runs from base 172 to 1296 and encodes 374 amino acids. The record is from RefSeq and is a predicted model, not a curated record. Lineage: Eukaryota; Viridiplantae; Streptophyta; Magnoliopsida; Ericales; Ebenaceae. The transcript has a single exon.
CACCCCACCCCAACUCCCAGAAUCACCCUCCAUUAAAGAAGUGAUAAUAGAAGAGGGGAACAAAUAAGAGAGAGUUGCCGUAUUUAUCUUCUUCCUUCAAUCACUCCCUAAAGCCCUUAAAAGCGAAAGCACCACCCAAGAAGACGGACAGAGAGAGAGAGUUGUGAAAUCAUGGGUAACCACAGGUUCAGACUAGCAAACAUGUUACCAAAUGCCUGGUUUUACAAGCUCAAGGACCUCCGCAGAGCCACCGCCCCAAACCACAAUCCCCGUAGAAAUAAGAAAGACCACCCUUCUUCUUCUUCCUCUUCUUCUUCUUCUUCUUCUUCAACAUCUUAUUCAUCGUCUCUUCCCCCUCCACACCAAUCCAAGACCACCCUGCAAAUCUCCCACCAAAGAAAGUCCUACUACUUCUCCAGAGAGCUUACUCCUCCCCCGCAAUCGCCGUCCCAUUUCCCUGAAUCACCCCGAAAAUCAUCGACGCAGAGCCGCCGCAGCUCCUCCACCACAAACGCCAGGAGAAAGAGAGCCUCCCCACGGCUUGUCACCGCCUCCGUCUCAGCCGGCUGCAGCUGCCGCGCCACCCUCGACUCCGUCUGGACUAAGCCCGAUUCCACCUCCGAGGACUACCCAAAUUCUCCUCUUGACACCUCCUCCGACGUCGAAUCUCUCUUCCCCGAACUUGGCUCCGACCACGGCAACGAUGACUAUUCCCACCCCACCAAUAAUUCAAUUUCAUCUUCUACAUCUUGCCAAUGCAGAGUACUCAAGAAUGAUGAUAUUGUCAUUGACAUGAACGAGAACGACAAGCAUCCAUUGAAUACAAACAGAGAUGGGUUCAACACCGUUGUUUCCCAUGUUCAACUUCCUCCAAUCUCAACCAAGAAGCCUGAUAACUUUCGAGGCACAAAUCCAGCUCAAUUGGAGCCAAGAAGUAUCAUCACGACUCGCAGAGAAAAGAGGAGCAGUCCCGGCGUGAGGCUUCGCACCAACUCGCCAAGAAUAGCGGCGAGCUGGAAGAUUCAAGGGCAUGGUCGGAAAAGCGUGUCAUCGAGCGGACGUACCGGAACAAGCCUUUCGGAUAGCUUCGCCGUGGUGAAGUCAUCGGCGGAUCCGCAGAGAGAUUUCAAGGAGUCAAUGGUGGAGAUGAUUCUGGAAAACAACAUCAGGGCAUCCAAGGACCUGGAAGAUCUCCUUGCAUGUUAUCUUCAGCUGAAUUCAGAUGAAUAUCAUGAGCUCAUAAUCAAGGUGUUCAAGCAAAUCUGGUUGGAUUUUGCUGAUGUCAGGUUGAAAUAAUCAGCUCAACGACUGAAUUGUACAUCAACUAUCUUCUUUCCUUUUCCUUAUUCUCUUUUUCCCCUUGCUAGCUAGCUAGUUCCUGAGGCUACUGCAACGUGUUCCAAUAUUCAAAUUAAGCUAUAUAUAUAUCCCAACUGUCAUCAGUUUAGUCUUCUGGUACGUUUGCAGAAGUAAUUAAAUUAACUGCAGUUUUUUUUUUUUU